Messenger RNA from Klebsormidium nitens, 1613 nucleotides. NCBI's taxonomy places the organism in Eukaryota, Viridiplantae, Streptophyta, Klebsormidiophyceae, Klebsormidiales, Klebsormidiaceae. The record is from the annotation of a GenBank genome assembly.
CUCUGACUCACAGUCUGCAGCGUAGAGAACCCUGCAGGCUCCUUGAGCAGCAUUCGACCGCAAGUGAGCGUGUGUUGCCUGGCAUGCCACCGCUUGCUCUUCCAGCGACGUGCUUGCUCGAGGUAGCAGAGGGGAGCGGCUCAAGAUGGCCGGGGGGUUGCCUGUGUCCCAGCAAGAGUAGAGUGCGAGCCGUAGUAGUGCAGAAAGAAUGACUAGUCCUCUUCAGACGGUGACGCCAAGCUCGUCUGACAGCGACGCUUCGGUCCUGUCUGUUGGAAAGGUGGUUGGGGGUGAGGGGUGGAAGCAGAGCGCGGGGAGAGGCCGGGCCGGGUCUGGGCUAACAGCCAGCAAGGAGCGCGCAGGGCGGCCUCUUGAAGUGCUUGCGCCGGAGCUACGCGAGCAAUACGAGGAUACAGGGGCGGUGCUGGGCAAGGGUACGUACGGGGUGAUCCGCCUGCUUAAGGACAAGCGGAGCGGCACGCAUGUGGCGGCACGGUUCAUUCCACUGCGGCUGUGGUCGCGGCAGAAUGAGAAGGAGAUCAUUCUCAUGGCGCAGCUGCAGCACCCGUGCAUGGUGCGCUUCCAGAAGGCCGUCCUGACAAGUGCGGAUCUAGUGGUCAUCACCGAGGCCUAUGGGAUGGGGAACACGCUGAUGCGCUUUGUGGACAAGAAGAUGCUGACAGAGUCACAGGCAAGGUACCUGUUCCAGCAGCUGGUGGCGGCCACGGAGCUGUGCCACGAGGUGGGGGCCAGCGGGCGGGACCUCAACAUGGAGACGGUCAUCCUGGGCAAGGCCAACCCGCCGGGCCUCAAGAUGCUGCCCCUGGGGAACACGCGCACGGCGCUCAUGCGCGGCUCGGAGCAGGCCGUGCUGCCCAGCAGCAUCUACGCAGCGCCGGAGAUCUUGCAAACGCGGGGGCCGGGUGCGGAGGGGGCGGUGGAGCAGCACGACCGAGCGGAGUUGGCCAAUGGGAAACAAGCGGACGUGUGGUCGCUGGGGGUAAUCCUUGCAGCGCUGGUCUUUCACACAUACCCCUUCGCAGACAAAGGCCCCGAGAAGAACGUGCAGCGCAUGUUCGAGCGCAUCACGGCGGGAGAAUAUCAAAUCCCAGCCAACGUGCAAGUGGAUGAUAGUUUAAGGGAUCUCUUAGAUAGAAUAUUCCAAAUCGACCCCAACAAGCGGAUCACGUUGCAGCAAAUUAAGGAGCACGAGUGGGUGAAGGUAAACAUGCCACCGAAGCUGCGGAGAAGGUAUCAGCCAGUACUCGCAGAAGGUGUGCAGAGCUUUACGGAUGUUUUGAUGGUGCUGAAAAGUGCGAGGGCUGCGUCAAACAAUUCUUGAAAAUGAUAAAGGAUGUACAUAAAAGAUUCUCAGGAAAGGGCUCCCUUCCAACCUGACGCGUAAGUGCCAAAAGACAUAGCUAGCAUGGUGACAAGAACGAAAACUAAAUUGAAGUUAAAUGAUGGCCAAAAAUAAUCUUGUGUCGUGAGACUUCGAGAUCUUCUGAUCUGGAAAACACACUUAGCCGCAUUGGCUACGAAGACCACUGUGUCGACAUUUAAACGUGCUCCAAAGCUGCCGGGACACACGUUUUCGAAGAAUUGGAUCAAUG